AUGAAACAACUAUCGACUAUAUGGUUUGCGUUCUUUUUAACGCUUAACGUCUUGUCGCAGUUAACCAAUGGAUACAAGCCGAACAACAGCUUUAAGAAAAACACAGCAAAAAAGCGAUUGGAAAAGAGAGAAACGCACUCGUUACACGAAAAUGAAGCGGAUGAAUGGAAUAACACAGUUAUUACUGGACUUAAUAAUAGAUCAGUCUAUGAAGCCAAAAUCAUCCAGAAAAACAGGGAAAACAGUGGUGAAUAUCAGCCCUCCAAAAAUGCUUCUUUUGCUUUUAAUGAUCAGAAUAGAAGACCUCGGAAUCUGCUUCACAAAAAAUUCAUAGACGGUUUCAAUAAGGUGAUUAGUAAACGUCUCAAAGAAAAGCCACGCCAGGAAAUUGAGAUUCUCGAAGACAAUCAAUACACUCCAAAGCAAGAUGGGUUCGAAAGCCCGCAUUAUGAAGAUAUCAUUGGAAAUGAUUAUUCCGAAAGAAGUGAUAACAAUGACAACAGCUAUGUCACUGUUAUUGACAACCUAGAUGGAAAACUAGAUACUGACCCAUACAGCACCCUAACCUCAGACGCUGCCAAGAGUGAAUACACAAACGUGGAAAACAGUAUGCACGAGGGGGAAAACGAAGAAUCGCAAAUGGUAAGUGAAGAGGUAAAGAACUUAAUGGGCGCGCUGAUAAAGUCGGAUUCCAGAAUCAACCAAGUUGUGGCAGGUGAGAAACAACCCCUUCAAGAAAGUGAGAGACUACCAUACCAACCAGCUGGCUCGACUGCAACCAAGGUAGUGACCAUUAUGGAUAACAAUAAAGGAGAGUUUAAUAAGAGUCAAAACCACCCAAUCGGGCCACCCGCAGAUGUAACAAUCAUUGAGGACCAGGAAGAUAUAACUGGAGACAGCUAUUCACAUCCAGUUCUUAGUAAGGCCGCAUGGAACACCAUACUGCGAGCUGAAAAAAAUAUGACCGACCAAGAUGAAUUGCAUAAACAGCAAGGUCAACACGUACUUGAGAAUUCACAAGGCAGAAUUUCUGAAAAUAAAACUCAACUGCCAGCCUAUUUACUUUUGCCAGGGAACGCACCACAAAACAACAACGUCAGUCACGCAAGUGGUCACUUUGCUGAUCUAGAAAGCUCUCUUAAGAUGUUUGCUGGUUCAAAAAACCAAUCGGGAUCGUAUGAUAAUAUUAAGGGAAUGACCGUUGAUGUUCAAAGAAAUAGCAGUGGAAAGACUCUGCUUGUAAGCGGUGAAGCGGAAGAAGCUUCCAAAGGCUACUUCAAUCAUACACAAAUGAACCAUUCUUUUUCGUAUUUGCAAAAUGCCAAUAACAGCACCACCUCCAAACUCGUUGCAAAUAGUUUCAGUUUCUACUACAAACCCGGUAAAAUACAAACUCAAACGGACAAAAGUGGUGGUAAUUACUCGCAUGUCAAGCCAACGUUAUUUGAGCCACUUUUCAAGAACGAUUCUGGCCAAAUACUAAGUUCUCAAGAGCAUGCACUUUAUGAUACUGGUCACAAAAACGCCACAAGCUAUCAGAGGCCAGGAAUAUUAGUGGACGUCGACAAUAAAGGAGGACCCAUGAAAGGAGAAAAACCAACAAAUAAUGUGGUUGAUGGUAAGGAUCUAACAAGUGCUCAGAGUGUCAAUAAUGAUGCACAAGAAGGAGAAAUUGUCGUUCCCAAUGGGCCUUAUUUGACAACUGGUGAUUCCUCACCUCUCGGUAGUAGCGCCCGUAUAUUGAAAAUUCCAAACCAGGUUAGACCUAGUGAAGUUAAAAUAGUAUAUAACAGGCCAAUGAACCAAGAAAAUCCCAGAAAAAUCUGGCAAGAGAACGACAAAAUGGAUUCAUUCCAGAAUAAUGGUGUCAUGGAGAAGCCAGAUAACUCUAAUACUUUUCGAAAUCAGGGAUACAAUUUCAGCACAACCAAUGGCCUUCAGACGCAAAAGAACCGAGAGACGGACGUCGGCGUGCCUCUGAAUCAGGAACAAGGCGCUUUGGCAGGAGGGUCGAAUGCAAGCGCUCAGAUGAUGUAUGACAACAGGAGACCUGGCCAGGAAAAGACUAUAGGCAUUGAUAGUAAGUCAAAUGGGAAGGUUUUCAUUGCAUCAAACCGAAAUUCACAAAAUCGUCAAGGGAGAAUUGGUUUCCAGCCCCAGGAAAAUAAGCUUGUGGAUACCAGUUAUCCGAGUUUUCAAAGCUGGUCCGAAGAGUAUCAUAAACUGGUUGAAAAACUCAAAGUAUUAUACAGAAAGACUCACGGGAGCCCCUUGCAAGCCACUGAAGCCAAGAGCCAAGACAGUAACCAUGAAACAACCGAUGUUGAACAAAUGAUGAGAGAAGUUUCCAGAUUUCACAGUUUAUAUGUUGGGCAAAACAACAAGCAAAAGGUAAACACAAAUUUAGGUGAAGCCAAAGGGCCGUUUUUUAGCGGAAUCAAGGGUGACCAGGGUGGAAUUAUCAGAAACACAGAAAUGGUGAAUCCUUUAGAAUACUCCCCUUUUAUGUCCAACAGGAACUAUGAAAAUAGAAGGGAUGCUUCCACUCCUGAAAGAGUUGGCGCAAAUUUCUUUCAUUUGACGAAAGACGUUACAGGUCAAGUCAGGAGUAUCGAAGAGCCAAUUAACCCUUUAGUCAGUGAAACAAAUGGCAGCGAUUCGUCUCAAAGGGGCAGUUUCUUGAAUGACACUAUAAGUGCGAAUAACAGUAGACAACCGAAUGGGGCAUCAAACCUGACGUCGGUUAACCAACGAUUAGCUUCAAGUGGACAAAAUGUAAAUGGUACUAAACUUGGUGACACUUCAGAUAGAGCAGCGUCUGCAGAUAAUGGCCAGUCGUCCCAUCAAGUGUUAAUGACUUACUUUGGGAACGAAACUGUUCUUCGCAAGCAGCUCCAUAACAUUACUGAUAUUCUUGGAAUGAAUGGAUUUACAGUGGGUCAAGCGACAGAGCGCAACGCAUCAAAAGAAGUGACAAUUGAUAACGGUACAAGUACUCCAGAGUCCAAAGGAAGCCAAGAGUUCAAGGUAGUCAGUAAUGGAAGAAAUGAUACUGGGAAUCUCACAAAUGAUUUGACCCUACCAUGGCCAUCACAAGUAAAAAAUGUUUCCAAAGAAGAGGAAGAAGGUUCCUUGGCUAAAUAUAUAGAGGAUUUUAUUUCCAUGCUCAGUCCUAAUAACGGAACCACCACUUGGAAUUCUAAUGGAACCAGAGAAGGUUCAUCCAACACAACUCAAACAGACCCUGACACUUCUUCAGACACCUUAAAGAAAGAGAAUGUGACGGAUUUUAAUAACCGAGUUAUCAUAGUGGUAUCCCCUAAGUCCUUGAAAGACCUGAUGAGAAAUCGCAGCCACAGCUCUUCAAUGCUAGUUGUCAACAAAAUACUUCAACACAACCCUGGUGAGGUAGAAAAUUCUACAGCGAACGUUGAAGCAAAAGGAAUGAAUACAGCGAUGGACGCUCAAGAACACCCUAAAAGUUUACACAACAAUCAAAGUUACGACCAAAGCACCAAACUUGAUGACGGCAAGGGUACCUCUGGAGAAGAAAAGGUCCAAUCAGAAGGUAAAGAAGCCGAUUUGAAGCUGUUUUAUUUGGAAGAGCUUAAAUCCCUGGAGGUAUCAUUCUCUCAAGACUUUAUGAGUAACUGGAUUUACAAUCAAAGAUCGUUGGACGAAAUGGGAAUUUCUCCCAGCAUGCUGCGAUCAGGAAUAGCUAAUCUUGGUUCGCCCAAAAGGCUUAAGAGAGUCUUUAAAAGGGCCCUGGCUGGCGAUGAUAUUCAUGUACUUGUGGUAGGUGGGUCUAUAUCGGCCGGCGGUGGUAUUGAAAAGGACCACGGGAAUGUGGAAGGUGUCUAUCACAAAGCCUUAACUGACUGGUGGAAUAACACCGUGACAUCCAUUACGGCAUCCAAGCUGAAGAUUGACGCUAUCGCUAUCGGAGGAACAGAUUCUGAAUACUUCUCUUAUUGCGUUAAGAACUACAUGAGAACCCUGCCAGAUAUUGUAAUCUGGGAGCUUGCAGCUAAUGACUACCAACGCUACAAGGGAAGGAGUUUUGCACCAGCAAAACCACUGGAGCAGUUGACCAGGAUUAUAUUAAACCUACCAUCCCAUCCGGCUCUGAUUCUUGCCAACUUUUUUCGAGGUAACUACUAUAGGACAGCUGUGGGUCAAGACUGUCCUGAUUCAGAAGAUGAGGGGGGUAUAACAAUAGCGCAAUACUACAAACUCACAUCGCUGAGUUGGAGAAAUGUCAUAUGUUCGUCGAUAGCUGACCAGGAAAUGGACCUUAAAAAGCUCUUUAGUUCGGACGGGUAUCACCCAAGUCUCCUUGGGCACGCACAAAUGUCUACGCUCUUGAUCUCAUAUUUGAAAGGAGUCUUUGAACAAACUAUCUCACAGGAGGUGAUACUUUCAAGAAAUCACACCCUACAAAGUCACCAAAAGGAUGAAGAACAAACUACUCUGCCCAAACCAAUAUUUGAUGAUCCUGAAAUUCCCAAACCUUUUUGCUGGACGCUUCUUACACCAGACUACAACAAAAAGCUACGAAAUACCCUCCCCGAUCUGGAGUUUACUGAAGCAACGGGAUUUCAAUUUGCGAAUGUUAGUCAUUGGCCUAUCCGUCGGGAUCGUCUGAGAUGCUUAAAAGCCAUGCAGGCUGGAGCAAUGUUGAAAAUGAAGUUCGUUGUUCCAUUGCACAAUGAACUGGACGACUCAGAGGUUAGCUCGGAGAGGGAAUUGGCAAUUACAACGCAUAACUCUUUUGGUGGGAUGGGAGCAAUUUGGGUAGACGGAAACCGCCAGUCAGCCAAAGUGAUAAAGGAGGAAGGUGGACAAAGAAGGACCCAGGUUGAUGUUCUGACGAGAACCCUAGCUCCGGGUGCCCACACGGUGACAGUAUCUGCAUUAGAGCCAGGAUUCUGCCUCUCUGCUGUUGCCGUGUUGUAAAUAUGGACAAGAGAACGAUAUGUAAAUAUGUAAAUGCCUUUACUCCGUUAUUGUGAUUAAUUUAGGCCUAAAGCGUUUUUUAAAAUCUUUUUUGCACUAGAGUUUUUUUCUCAAGUUUAUGACAACAGCGGGGAGACGUUGUGCCUUAUAGUCUGUUAUGAAUAAUUAUUAGGAUUUUUAAACAACUAAAUCAAGGUUACAAAGAUAGUUAUUUACUCAGUUAUUUUCCGUUAACCUAGUUCACAUUGAAUAAAGCGUUGUCACAUGAAGUCUCGGUGGCCAUAUUGGUGUCCCAAAACAAAGAAACUGCGACUGUUGGUGUUCCAAUCCAAUCCUGUGUGAGUUGAACUCUUUUGUAAUAUAAAGUAAAAGCUUUCUUUCGUUCCAAGAAAUUUGCAUAGAUGCCGGCCCCGUGACUGAAAACACAAUUGUGUAAAUUCCGUUCGUCCAAUCAUUUGGGUAGAUAACUCGAAAUAGCAUCCCUGAGGUUAAUUAAGGUGUUCCAUCUUCACUCCCAUUCGCCAGUUCAGAAAAGAAGUCAGGGAAAAGUUUCAAUUCUUAAAAAGGUAACACGGACCGUUUUAGAAUAGGUUCUGACCAGGCGACGGUUUUAUUUAACCUGCACAGCAGGCGCCAGUGUUAUUAGGGCGAAGGAAGAAAUCUCAGGACGCGCGAGGGGAGAAAAGAAGAGGAGCCUCCUCUUCCCCCUCGCGCGACAAUUCGCGCGACCUGUAAUCAACCUAGUUCCUUGGGUUCUCUCCUACCCCUGGGAACGAGGUUGACCUGUAAUAAGAUAGUUACCGGCGCAGGCUAGUUUUUUGUUGGGUUAAGCAUGAAUGUUUUUUUAAACUGUCUUCGGAAGAUUCCUUUUGUCAAAUUUUUUAAUUACCAUUUAUUUGCAAAUUAGGAGGACCGUUUUAUAUAAAAUUUCAUGUCUAUUAGUAUUCUUUAUAUAAAAUGUUUAUCCUAAUCAGCAUUCCAUUGUUUCAAUCAUUCAACACCGUAUUUCCCUUGAGGCUGAGUUUUAACGUGUAUAAAGGUCCUUACAAGUGAUUUCAUCCGUGAAGUCAAUUGGACAAUAUGCCUAAUUAAUAAUUGUGAGUUUUUGAAGGUGAAAUAAAGAACAGAAAAAGGUUGGACUCAAACUUCACAUUAAUGCCACUCAGCGCACUUGUCAUUUGUCAGAACUGGCAGGUCACACCAGUCCGGUCUCAAAGAGGAUUCCUAGCUUUAACUAGCUAAAAUUUUUUUAUUCUCGAUAUUUUUGUCCAACUAGUAGGAUUUUACUAAAACAAUUAUUCCCCUCGCCCUCAUGGCCUCUGAGUCAAUAGCCCAUUUGGCCUUCGGCCUCAUGGGCUAUUGACCUGGAGCCCAUUCGGGCAUGGGGGUUAAUUGGGCUGAGAUUGGGACAUUUUCACAACUCACCCCCUCCCUCCAAUCUCUGUGCCCUCAAAAUAUAGCAUGACAGUACUGACAUGACUAAUUUGAUCUAGUCGGAAAUUCCAAAAAUUAUUGCCGCUCUGCGCUUACUUGAAAAUGUGAGAGGGUCAAUUUUGAUGUUUUAAAUACUGUUAUAUAACAGUGAUUUUUCUUUUUCUUAAAACUCGCAAAGCAACUUAAGUUCAGUUUUAUUUCUGUCAGAUAUUGCAUUUAAAGCCCAGCUGCUAACUAUGCGAGUAAAUAUGUUUCAAUAAGACAAGGAGAUCUACGAAUAGCAUAUUCCUUUCUUGAACGAAAAGACUUUUAAUUUCUUCACACGCAGGGAGAGAAUUGCAACAAAUUAAAGCUUUUUACGUGGGGACCGUUGGAGGACAUUGUGUUCUCAGCUCCCACACAGACUAACAACAUCAUCGACUACUGUAUUUAGACAAUCAUUCAGCGUAAAUAUGGGGCUAAAAAGUCCACGCAAUAAUUUUGUGUUCGCUCCAAAUCGACUUCCAAAUCUGUUCGCCAGACGACUUAAAAAGACCCGGCCCCUCCCGGCAAAAAUCGGCUUCACUGAAGGGAGACAAGCAAAGCCUUCUGAGAAUUCCGUCCGCCAUUUUGUCUUUUUUUGACUAGGCGUUGCCCUCACGGGCAGCCCUAUAAUUACCGUCCAGCCGGCCAGUUCUGACUUUUGGUAAAGCGCCCCAGCUCUGUUUAAUGGAAACGUUUCAAAUUCGCGUUCAUUGCAUGAGGUGUUUAAAAUAUUCCUACAGUGGGGUAAAAGGCAGGGAAAUAUUGGCAGGAAACUUGAGCACCGCAUUGCACCAGAGUGAAAAACCAUCACUCGCGUUCUGAUUGAACGAACGACGUCUUCAUACGUGAACAUCCUUCGCGCCUGUGGUUGGUCAGAACUCGUUUCCGUACGUACAAAAUUUACGAAACGGCUUUUCACUAAGUGUAUGUAAGUUUUACAAUAACUGAGCGAUUUCUAAUGCACUGAUUGGUCUAGAGCUUGAUUAAUAAGAGUAUAUACCGCGGAAAUAACGUAAUAAAGCGCAACUUGUUUUUCUUUGUCUCUCCUCUAGCAAUUUCUCAGGAAACUUCACCGAAAACUGAUUGUGAAAAUAGACAAAUACACAAAAAUCCUUAAAACUUAGCAGUGAAACCACUCGCCUGCGGCUCGUCGUUCUCCUUGACAUUUAAUGUGUACAUAUAUAAUAAACGCUCAAAAAAAUGAGUGCUUUGCAUGGUCAAAAGCGCAAUAUCAAGUGUUCAUCUGUUUCUGCAACAUGAUAAUCGUGAACUUUUCCCGCACAUAAAGUAAAUUCCAUAAAGCAAGUGUUUUUCGUCUGAGAAAUUAUUUUAAAAAGUUAGCAUAUUAUAGAAAUAUAUAAUCGUUCACCGCUGGUUUUCGGAAUAUGAUAAAUCUUGUUUCAAGAACUCUUUUCGAACAAAAGUCAUGGUGUAAGAUAUUUAUUUAUAUAAUGUAGAAAUUAUUAUAAUGGUAGGAAGUCUAUCAAAAGAUAUAUAGCAAUCAUGCGAUUAAAAUGAAGUUUAAAUUUUUGCUUGAAAGAUUUAUGAGAUAUUUUUGUCAUCCAUGUUUUCCGGCUGUUAAUAUGAAGGAACUUUCCAUCAAAUAAAUAAAAUUAAAAAAAACCACUAGGUAUAUGGCCCAAACUGGCAACAGAUGAUUAAUGUAAAGCGGUUUGCCAAAAUUAGUGCUCGGUAGCUUACUAAUGGAAAGCCAAUUUAGUUGCAGAAUAAAUGUUCCUGCUGGGUGUAAGUCGCCGGUUGUCUGAAUAAAAUAUUCGUCCCUGGCGUAAGUUUUUUUCUUUAUUCGUCAGUUUAGCACAUGGAAACUUUACAUAUUUCGAUCGUUUUUUUUAAUACCAAUAGCUUCACCGUAACGCUAAAAGAAGUGUUAAAUGAAAGUCUAAUUCGGGCAGGUGUAUUUAAGAUAUUAGUACGCCGCAUUUAAUAGAGGACAUUUGAGAAAAACAGAACUUAGAGGAUAAUGUCCGGAUACCAGUAAUUGAAACUUUAAAACACGUUAACCAAUCAAAGAGCAAAAUUUCUUAAAUUAGCCUCCAGAGUGAUCAUGAGAAGAUUUUCCAGAAUUAUACAACCUUGAGUCUGUCUGGCGAUGAAAGCCACUUCGCAACAACUGGAAUAUUUUAUGAGACUUUGUUCGCGUACGGAAAAUAAAAAAGAGUUUUUGCCGACCAGUAAAAAACUCUCCAUUUCCAUAUCGAGGCGGCAAACAUAGUACCCUGCGAAGUUUAAAAUUCCGGAGGUCCUCUCCUCGCAGGAUCGUUCCAGGAUAGCUCUGUAAAACUCAUAACAUUGCAAACACGCAGUUUCUACCUACAAACAACAUCCCCUAAUUUCAGCUGCGCGUAUGCCAUCGAACCAGGUGAUCAUUCGCAGUGAUACGUGCUUUGUGAUUCAAAUUGGGUCAGUCGCGUACGUAAGCCGCUACAAAAACUGUUUAAUAAAUACACAGCAAUUGAGAAAACAGCUAUUUAAGUGGAGGUAAAUUAAAAUUUUGAACAAUGAAUCUAACUAUCCCCUCCGAUGGCCAUCUUUAAUUUGAGAAGAAGUAAACGUUAGCAGUCGCGUCCUUUUAACUCGAAGUGCUGUGUGAAGUCCUAGUCAAAACGUGAAUAAACAAGAAUCGAAGAACAUAUGCUAUAAGGUAUGUGAUCGCAUUUCAGUAUUAUAGUCAGUUGCAUAUCGAACUUCGGUGACAAGAGAAAGAGAUGUCAGAAGAGAAACGGAAAUUUAAACUUUUUCAACAUCAAAUGUAGCUGCCUAUAGCCGCACCUGUUUUAAGACUCAGGCGAUAAAAAUGUGAAUUUUCACGGCUUUUUCGUUCCCAUGCUUACCUAAAAAGAUUUGGCCAUUAAAAAUAAGGAUUAGGAGCGAAAAAAUAUGAAAGAUAGGAAAAGAAUAUUAUGAGCGAUUAACGUUUGGGCUCGUACUUAGGCAAGCGCAAUCUAGAACAUCAUCUAGCCAGUAACGGUAAAAGUUUGGAACGAGGAAGGGACCUCUAGGAAUUCGAAAUAAGGAAACUGAAACAUUCGAGGCCCAAGUUUAGGCGGUCGAAUAAAAACUGCUGCCUGAAAUUUGCCUUUAUUUUUGUUGGGUAGCACUGGUGAUCCGAAACUCUUAGCAGAAUUACCUGCAUGAGACAUUUUCAAAAGAACUUUUAUCGUGAACAUUGCACUCACUAAAUGUGUUAUAAUUAUACUUUUGGAAGCUAAUAUGCAGGAACACAAGAUAACGUCACGCGCAUGUCAAUGCCCAAGUAUCUUUACAAUAAAUUUAAAAUAUUCACAGACAGCUAAGAGGAAUAAUGCGCUUGCCACUUAAUGUAGCAAUGAGGACUUUCUUUGUAAAAUUUUCAGCGCGCUCCGGAUUGAAUCCAUGGAUAACUGCCAGCUAUACUGAACUGGUCGUAACACUUUAAAACCUUGUUAAUGCUGCGAUAACUGUCGCCAUUUAUGCAACCUAAACUAACGUGACAAACCCGAUGAAGAACUUAUUAAUAACGCUUUAAAUAAAGUCGUCAACUCCGCUAGAAGGAGAGUCUUUAAAUAAGUAAAAUUGCCAAGUUUGAUGGUAAUUUGUUGAAAACUAACGAAGAUCUAGUUCCUCAAAGUCCUCGCGAAAUUUUACACACGUUUGUAUGGUGUUGGCGGGGGGGGGGACGUCUGUAGAUUUCGCACCUUUGCGGAAAUAUACCAUCGCUCGCUUAAGACGAAUCACUUUCAAAUUUGACAUUUUUACAAAUUUAAAGGUACUUUUUCCAGUGUUGCUAACGGAUUUUUCCUAACUGGUCCACGUCAAAAGUUAAAGGGUCUAUUGCCGAAUUGCACUGAAAUGGCGUACUUUGUAUUCAAGACCUUGAUAUUUGUGAAACCCUUUUGACUCCGAAUUGUAGUGCUUACCAGGGAAACAGAAUUGACCGGCCAGACCAGCCCAUUCGUAAAUGGAAGUUCACUAUUAAUCGGGACUAUCUAGCCAAAUAAAUCUAUACCUUCAAAGCUCGAAUUAGCGCCCCUUUCAGGCAAAAAAUAUAUUUUUUUGAAAAACCUUCGAAUAAGCGCCACAUCCUCAUAUUACAUAGUUCAUGGUGAUUUUGAAGACCCAUACGCUUCCCCCUCCACCCCGUGAUACAAGUGGUUGCAACCUCACUCGAGAUUCUGCUCUCAGAGUUUAAGAUUUAAUUUAAGAUUUAAAUUUUGUUGUUUUUAGGUUUUCGAAGCGGGUGAUCGUCAGAAUUUUCUCCAUGAUCUCUAAAGUGCAGGUUGUAAAAAGUUCAUUCGAUAACCAUCCAACGGUUCGCUAUUUGCAAAGAAAACUUAACAUGGAGAGCUUCAGAUACAACAAGCUUUCUGAGUGCGACGACGAAUGGGAUGAACACAGAGAAAGCCAGCCUCAACAGGAGAGGGGAUUUCGUGCCAAAAACUUUACAUUCACUGGGACACGUUUUAGCUACAACAACAUCCCUCAGUGUGAUGAAAUUUCCAAACCUAAUGCAGCGACCACAACGCCCGUUCAAACUACAACAAAACCGGAUCAACAACCAGCGUCAGCUACGAAACAAGCCCAACAAGAUAAAAAACGCAAAGGGGCAACCGUUCAAAGCAGUGGAUCUUUUCAGAACUGCGGUAAACUCUCUUUCGAUGAAAAUUCAAAUAGCUCUGUUCUUACAGUAACGGGAAAAAAACGAGAUCAACAAAAUGCCUUGGAAAUCGCUCAUCGUCCGCUUUGUCAGAUGCCAAGCUGGAACGAUAACCGGGAAGCGAAAGAAAAGCUUGGGGUACGCCGCAGUGCUGUUUGCGACAACAUUGAAAGACAGUUGCUAAACAAUAAAGGCAUUAGCUUGCGGAAACUGCGGAAAUUUUUGGUCGUGGAUAACAUUUUGCACGAGGUGAACUUACUGUAA
Porites evermanni is the source of this 11332-nucleotide messenger RNA. The record is from the annotation of a GenBank genome assembly. NCBI's taxonomy places the organism in Eukaryota, Metazoa, Cnidaria, Anthozoa, Scleractinia, Poritidae.